GUACCUGAAACGUUAAAAGCACAUGGCCGAUUUGCCAACUCAAGAUGGAUACUGUUAAAUAGGUAGUCGUGAUUAAUUAUCGUUACUAAUUUUAUUAGUAAGUGUUGUUAAGGAUUUCUCGUCGCAAAUAAAAUGUCAAACACAAAAGAAUUUUUUCUUUCGGUUACACAACGUAUUUUCAGUAAUUGGACUGCUUUAAGGAUGGCAGUGGAACAUGGUAUGGGUGCGAAGGGAAUGGCGAUAGAUUUUUGCUUUUACAUGACAGAGGUUAUGUACAUGAACGAAGGCCUGAAUAGUAGUGAAAUUGCCAACGAAUUAGAAGAUUACAUGGAUGAGCAUUUCAAUACAGAACUUCAAGAUGAUAGUGCAAUGCAAGUUGCAGAAGAAUUAUUGAAGUUUUAUCGUUAUUGUACUGAAAAUACUGAAAAUCUGGUAACGAUAGAGCUUGCAAAACUGCCGCCGUUACAACCAUGGCUUGUUACAAAUGAACCUGCAAAAAGAAUUCAAACCUUUUGUGCUAUAGAAAAUGAUAGUUCUGAAGAGGAAGAAACAUCUGAUAGUAUGCAAGUUGUAGAUGAAUGGACGGAAGUCAGAGGUAGACGAAAGAGAUAACUAGGAUUUAUUAUUUUAAAGGGUACAUUUUUAUUUUCUUUCUCUUUUUUUCUUACAAAAGGACAGAUUAACAAAGAAUAUACAAACUACUGUUUUACAGUACAUGUGCAUUGCUUGUAAUUGCAAUUUAUAUUCUAGAAUCUUCUAAUCAAAUACUUAUCUAAGCAGUCUUUGAGACAUUGUCAAAUUUUAUUUGGCAGUUCCAGUCCCUGCUUCUAAAGAAAUAGAAAUCAUUGUAGAAAAUCAUUAAAGAAAAAAAAUAAAUAUUUUGUAGCUUCUAA
Bombus pyrosoma is the source of this 893-nucleotide messenger RNA. RefSeq lists its product as uncharacterized. The transcript is spliced from 3 exons. Gene Ontology annotation, biological process: maturation of SSU-rRNA from tricistronic rRNA transcript (SSU-rRNA, 5.8S rRNA, LSU-rRNA). The coding region runs from base 133 to 612 and encodes 159 amino acids. NCBI's taxonomy places the organism in Eukaryota, Metazoa, Arthropoda, Insecta, Hymenoptera, Apidae. Gene Ontology annotation, cellular component: nucleus. The record is from RefSeq and is a predicted model, not a curated record.